Molecule: messenger RNA, 3149 nt
Organism: Nicotiana tabacum (common tobacco)
Lineage: Eukaryota; Viridiplantae; Streptophyta; Magnoliopsida; Solanales; Solanaceae
Source: RefSeq, a predicted model, not a curated record
ACACAUGUCAACACUUGUGUAAAGUAAGACAAUUGGGCGUUGUCAGCAUCACAAAACACUAAAGUUUUAGCCGCAACAAAAGAUGAGACACCCUCACAGUACCUUGUCCGCCAAUCACUGCGAAAAAUCCCCUUAAGUAAUCCCCGGUCACCACUCAUCCUACUCAACUCUUCCAUCACUAAAUUAGCAACAUAGGAGAUAGCGGGUUGCCCUGUCUCGUUCCUCUUGAGCUACUGAAGAAACCACAUGAAUUGCCACUCACAAGGACAAAAAAUCUGGCGGUUGAUGACUUGAUAUGAAAAACUUGAUCCAUUUCCGCCAUCUUGCACCAAAUCCCAUCUUCAACAUAAUGAAAUCAAGGAACUCCCAAUUAACAUGAUCAUAGGCCUUCUCAAGAUCCAAUUUGCACAAAUCCUAGGUUCGCUCACUUUCUUCUCGAAUCAAUCACUUCAUUAGCUAGCAAGUGUUUCUAAUAUAGUAGUAAUUAUUAAGAAUGCUUUCUAUCAAGUGUUUCUCUAAUAUAAUAAAGCUAAAAUAUAAGCGACUAAAUGAGUUAAAAUGUUUAUAUUUGAAAUAUGAAGUUCAGUAAAUUGGACCUGGAUGAGCUGUCAAGUCAUAUUCACCAGUUCUAGAUUAGUGACUAUUCAAGCUUCCCCUCACUGACAUACAAAUCUAUAAACAGCUAGAAGGACUCUUAGUAAACGCUGGACUAACAGCGUACCAACCUGACUAUGCCUUAAUCCACACUAGUUAGUAUUGCCUAUAUGAAUCUUUUGCUUCCAUUAUGUUCUACUUUUUGCAAAGUUUGCAUAAACUCCAAGAAAUUACAAUAAACUGAGAUAAGCCUUUUCCUACACUCAAUCUACACCAUGUUACUUAUUAUGCAAAUACUCUGCAUGACUUACUUACCUUAUUGUCUUAGUAGGGCUGAACUCUCAUUAUUUGUAGCUUUAUUUGUGUCUUGUAGAUUAAUGAUGAAAUGGUGAGAUUGGAAGAUUUGUUAGAAGCAUUGGUUGGUCUUUGCAGACUUAAAAAUGUUGCUAUAAUUCAUAGGUCUUUGCAUAUACUGCUAGAGGUUUUGAAUUUCACUUUCAGUAUGGAAAGAAAAUUUGGUAAAAGGGACAACAUUGUGAUGGAGGGACCUUCUUGUUGGGAUAAUGCGUCAGAUCUGUACGAAUAUGGAUAUCCUGGAACUAGAGGACUGCCCCAUGUCCAUGAUGAGAAAAUAUUUGAUCAAGAUCAUGCUGAUGGCCCGAGAUUGGAUACUGUUGAUACUUAUGCCAGGAUAGGAUUCACCAAUUGUGGAUCUAGCUGUUUGAUAUCUUCUCAUUUCAACUAUUUUCCUCUUUUUGAAUUAAUGUGCGAAAUUAUCAUGAUUCAUGAGGUAGAACAUGUAAGACUCCAGGCAGUUUCAGUCAUGAAUCUCAUUGUUGCAAGAAGUAAUGCGUACUUGGAGAGGGAAAAGUAUGGGACAGAUAUACCGUUCCAAAGUAUUUCAAAACUAUUGAAGAAGGGAGCUCACGUGCAUGUAAAGAAGAAAGCUGUGCAUCUUCUUCAUAUGCUACUAAAUUGCCCAAGAGUAAUGGCCUCAUUCUGCAGCUGUCUCGUGGAGGGAGAUGGGGGUGGCAUGGUUGAUACCAAUUCCAAGGAUACUUCAACCUUUCCCGUAGUCAGUGUGAUCUUGGAGAGUUUGGCAGAAUGUAUCACCUGCACUGGAAGUAAUGCUGAGGUAUGUUUAAUAUAUUUUAGCUUUAAUUAUCCUAUCUUCUGCCCAUUCCUUAUUUCGUAUUGUUAGAUAAUCUCCUUUUGCUUUCAUAUAAGCAAAUAUUGCUUUUUUUCCCCUUCUAGCCAGCUUGACCCAACUGUUUUGUUUGCUUCAGGCAGUUGUAUUCUGAGAUGCAUUCUUUUGAUUAGAAUGUGCGUAUGCCACCACAUACGCACAUCUAAAUUUUUAUAAUAGUAGUUUCUCUAUCAGAUUUUUAUAGUUGUUGUUAAGGUUCCACAGAGUACCCUUGAGAUCCUGAAACCAAUUUGACGUGAGAAAUAAAAAAUAAAACGAGUUGACUUAUGAGAUAGAUUACUGGCGUUUGCAUCGAUUAUGAUGUUGGGCGAUCUAAUAGAGAUAGGGGCAAAAAGAUUCUGAAAUUCUAGUGUGACACAGCACAAAUAGAACACUAAAAUUAUUAGUGUUAUAAACCAAAACCCCCAUGAUUUUGGUAUAGUGGUGAGAGCGCAACAUGUGAUGUAUGAGUUAAUCGCACAUCAAGGGUUUGAACCCUGCUGCACACAAACAUGUGGUAUUUAAGUGGAGAAGGGUAGAGGGGCAAGCCCAUUAUCAUCCGAGUUUAGAAAGUGGAGAAGGAUAGAGGGGUGAGCCCAUUUAUCAUCUGAGUUUAGAACCUGGCUCCGUUGGUCCUCAACAUAUUUCUCGGUUAUCAAAAAAAUAUUAGUGUUAUUAAAGGCCUACUUGAGGCAGCUUAAACCUUGGAAGCUAAAUGAAGCCAAAGUUGGCCUUUUCACUCAUUAAUAGCUUAAAUGUAGGCAUCCUGUUGCUAUGGCAUGCACUUCAAAGCAACGAGCAUUGUCUUAAAGAAGACAACACUAAGCAAUAAUACAAAAAGCAAAUCGAUUAAUUUUUAAGGGUAGGUUAUUACUAUACUCCCUCAGUUGAACCUAUUUGACUGAGCACGAAGUUUAAGAAAGAAUGAAAGUCUUUUGAAACUUGUGGUCUAAAACAAUCAUUAGAUAUUUGUGUGGCUAUAAAUUAUCCCAUUAAGGGUAAAAUGGGAAGUUUAAAGUUACAUUGUUUUCAAAUUUAGAAAAGGUUCAUAUUCUAUUUGAAACGGACUAAAAAAGAAAUAAGUUCACUCUUUUUUGAAUGGAGAGAGUAUAUGAUAGUGAUCCCAAAUAGGAAGUUAGAAUUCAAAUUUGAAAACAAGUCAUUAAUCUGAACUACAAACUUAAAACCAUAUUCCUUAUGUCAAAGUUUGAAAUUUAAAAUGGUUUUUGAACGUAAUUCACAUGAUAUUUACUUCAAAUAUUGAGUAUCCUUUUGGUUUUAGGGCUAUGUUAAUUAAAGGAGUUUAUUGACCUAGAGAAUAUCUGCACAUGGUGUUUAUUGACCUAGAGAAAGCGUAUAACAAGGUUCC